AUGCCGUCCAAAACCAGAGCCACCUCUUCGACCUCCCUUCGACCUCCUCUCCUCUCCCCAACGGAGGACACGACCAUCGCUUCCGCGUCGAGCCAUUCCGUCGACCAACGCUCGUCCUCAACUGCGGAGGAGUCGUCGCCUUCCUCCUCCUCCUCGUCGUCGUCAGCAUCUUCGUCUUCGUCGGAGGGGGAGUCGGAUUCUUCAAGUGACGAUGAAGACGACGAGAAAGAGGAUGAUGAUCCAUUGGAUUCGCAAACACGACUGCAGAUGAAGGACUUGUUGCUCAAGGCGAGGCAAGCCGCUGCCAGGCAGAGCAACGGCUACGGCAAGGGGAAGGGCAAGGGCAAGGCGGUACAAGACGGCGAUGCACUAGCCAACAAUGACGAGAUCAUUACAUUCGGGGAUGAACAAGACGAUGGUGAAUCCAGUGACGACGACGACGACGACGAGGAUGACAGUGAUCCGGACGAGUGAGUUGUCCUUUCCGUUGCUCUCGGCUCCUAUGCUAUGCGCAUCCCCAAGUCUGACAUUCCGAUCUUUCGACAGACCCAAAGCAUCGACCUCGAAAGCGUCUCUGAUCCCCAAAUCCCUUGUCGCACCGCUUAAAGUGAACCGCGGCCUCGACACGAUUUCGAACAAACCCGUGCGAGCAGACAAUAUCAAACCCGAAACGGGCAUGCGAGAAUCGGCGAUCGUGAACGCGAGUAAAUCGACCUCGGGCAAGGUCAUCAAGGGCGACAAGUGGGGAAUGAUGCCGAUGAAGAGUUUGAGCAAGAAGGAGCUCAAGGCAGUGAGUUCGAGUCGCACCGCGAGAGACUAUCGAUCGAAGCGCAAAAUUUUAACUUUUUCGAAACUGACUAUCCGCUCUCUCGUUUGCAGCGCCACCCACCAACGGCAGGACCUUCGUGGUUCAACAUGCCCGCACCAGCCAUGACCCCUCAACUCAAACGCGAGGUCCAAGCGAUGCGACUACGCAACGCCCUCGACCCCAAACGUUUCUACCGAGGCGACGCCGCCAAAGCCGAUUCCAAGCUGCCCGAAUUUUUCCAAGUCGGCCACGUGCUCAACGAAUCCCAACGCGCGACCAACGCCGAUCCCGUCGGCAGGGUCAAGAAGAGGUCCUUUGUCGAGGAAUUGGUUGAGGACGAGCAGGCCAAGGCGUAUACGAAGCGCAAGACGGUCGAAGUCAUGCGCAAGGGGAUGAGUGGCAGGAAGGGCAAGGCCAGGAGGCGCAAGGCGUGA
Messenger RNA from Microbotryum saponariae, 1242 nucleotides. The record is from the annotation of a GenBank genome assembly. NCBI's taxonomy places the organism in Eukaryota, Fungi, Basidiomycota, Microbotryomycetes, Microbotryales, Microbotryaceae.